AAAUCAGGGAGACAGAGUAGGUGAGGAGUCGACGUGAGACAUCGAACGAGUUGACUAGCAACGACCCAAUUGUUGUUGGCUGUUGGUUGGAGACCGGAGUCUGAAGAGACAGUGAGUUGGAGACGGAACUGGGCGCUCACAACUUCCAACUUCAAUCACUCUUCAUUCUUCAUUCUUCAAGGAUAUACAGUCCAAUGACUCAAUAUCCACAGAGGCACAGAUUGUAGAUCCUUGGACUAAUUGGGAGUGAGGAAAAUUCGAAUAAACAACUUCAUUGCAUAACUUGCACUUUAUGUCCUCAUAAGAUAUUGUUAUCACUUAUCAAAUUCUAACAGAUACCUUUUCGGAUGGCAUUUUUCAAUUCAAUAACAAGAAGCCUUGUAAGAAAAUCUCUGAUCAGUCACGUGAGAACUGGUGUAAGAUGCAUGAGCAACCUGCCAGAGAAUGCAGUAUAUGGUGGUCCCAAGCCACAGGACCCGAACCAGAGAACAACCCUCGCUACUCUCCGCCAGAAGCACCGCAAGGGGGAGCCCAUAACCAUGGUCACAGCCUAUGAUUAUCCUUCUUCUGUGCAUCUUGACACUGCUGGGAUUGAUAUAUGUCUAGUAGGUGACUCUGCCGCUAUGGUGGUUCAUGGCCAUGACACCACUCUGCCCAUCACUCUUGAUGAGAUGCUCGUGCAUUGUCGAGCUGUUGCCAGAGGAGCUAAAUGCCCUUUUCUUGUUUGUGACCUCCCUUUUGGUAGCUAUGAGUCCAGUACCACACAGGCUGUUGAUGCAGCGGUAAGGGUUUUAAAGGAAGGAGCGAUGGAUGCUAUUAAGUUGGAAGCUGGUGCACCAUCCAGAAUUACAGCAGCUAAAGCAAUUGUUGAAUCUGGAAUUGCUGUGAUGGGGCAUGUUGGACUUACCCCUCAGGCCAUUAGUGUUCUUGGAGGAUUUAGGCCUCAAGGUAGAAAUGUCUCUAGUGCAGUCAAGGUUUUGGAAACUGCCUUGGCUUUUCAGGAAGCAGGGUGCUUCUCCGUUGUUUUGGAAUGUGUGCCGCCACCUGUGGCUGCUGCAACAACAUCUGCUCUUAAGAUUCCCACUAUUGGCAUUGGGGCCGGACCAUUUUGCAGUGGUCAGGUGCUAGUUUAUCAUGAUCUGCUUGGGAUGAUGCAACAUCCACAUCAUGCCAAGGUUACUCCUAAAUUCUGUAAACAAUAUGGGCAUGUCGGGGAUGAAAUCAACAGAGCACUUCUGCAAUACAAGGAAGAAGUGACAAACGGUUCUUUCCCCGGUGCCGCUUAUAGUCCGUAUAAAAUUAGCGCUGCUGACAUGGAUGGUUUCCUUCACGAACUGCAGAAGUUGGGUUUCGACGAUGCAGCAUCUGCAGCUGCUACUGCUGCCGAGAAGAUUCAGACACCACCACCAAAAUGAUCAGAGUAUGUGCUAGAGAGCUAAGUUUUUUUUUUUUGGUUACCCAAAGGUAUCCCUCCAGUCGAUAGCCAGAAGACUAAUCCUCCGUCCCAACGGUCAGCACACUAAGUGGUAGGGGAUUGGCCAGAGAGCUAAGUUGAUAAUGCCUUCUAUCUAUAACUAUUUGUCAAAAAUAUUUAGUUAGGUUUUUUUACUGCAAUCUGCAUGCUUAAAAAGCUAAUUUGACUAAAAGAUGAAACAAGCUGCAAUAUUUCCACAUUUUUUAUUACUCU
Molecule: messenger RNA, 1687 nt
Organism: Ipomoea nil (Japanese morning glory)
Lineage: Eukaryota; Viridiplantae; Streptophyta; Magnoliopsida; Solanales; Convolvulaceae
Product: 3-methyl-2-oxobutanoate hydroxymethyltransferase 1, mitochondrial-like
Exons: 6
Coding region: 348-1415 (355 amino acids)
Biological process (GO): pantothenate biosynthetic process
Cellular component (GO): mitochondrion
Molecular function (GO): magnesium ion binding; 3-methyl-2-oxobutanoate hydroxymethyltransferase activity
Source: RefSeq, a predicted model, not a curated record